AUGAGCGGUACUCAAGCUGGCCCGACGGCCGUGCUGAGCAAGGCAGGCGUGCCGCUCGAGACCAAGCCUGCUGCAUCCUCCAGCCAAGUUCCAUUGAUCAGCCCGAGCGUGAUAGAUGCUCCGACUCAGAGGUUGUAUGCAGUUAGCUUCUUCAUACUGUCGCAAGCGUACAAGCUCUUCCUCGUCCUGCCAGCGCUCACGCUCGGUCAAGAAGCGCUACAAGAUGGAGCGUUGUCAAUGUUAGGCAGCGCGUCGCAGCCAAUGCUAUUUCUUCCUCAAGCAGCUCUCAUCGACUUUACGGCAAUGCUAAUCAUAUUCAAGAUGCGAAUACCGCGCUUGUCACCGCCAAAAGCACGAUGGUUGGUGAUCUUCAUCCUGUUGGAAUUCUGCAAUUACACGAUCGUGACCAAGGCAGCGUGGGUGGGAGUGUUGCUGCGGUCUUUGUUCCGUCUGCUCGCCCUGCUCAUUCCCGGGCUCGGAGGUCAAAUAUCCAAGCAGCUCGGCAUCUCUGAAAACUGGGUCAGGGUCCCAGACCUCAUCUCGCCCCAGAGCAGAAUCCUUGGCCAGCACACGAUCCACAUGCUACCGCGAAGUGCUGCGGAAAUCGUAUUGCCUGCAACGCGUCCCAGUUGCAAGUGCAUCGGGCCUCUCUCCCCACAAGUCACGAUCCCUGUUGUGUUCAACAACACGCGUCCCAGAUGGUUGCAGUACUCGAUAUCACCCUUUGGUGGCGUGGGAGACAUUCAAAUGCACAACGUGACAAUUUCAGACAAAGAUCUUCGAAAAGCCAAUCAUGCCCAGGAGCAUCCGCUCACCCCCGAGGAGGAAGAGGAGCUGGACCUUGAAGAACUUUCUGAAAUCACUGGCAAGAGCUGGAGUCCACAGUCUGCAGGGGACGAUUUCAUUUGGCGUCGGCGUCAGGCAGAAAGCCGAGGUCGAAAGGUGCUUGGACGGCGAGCUCAAGCAACAGCGCAGUAUGUCUACGACUUGGCAAUUAAGGAUGUGGGAAGGCUCACACUGGAAAGGGUCCUGGAUGGUGCACAGCGAGACGUCUUCAUCAGGAAUGAUGAUGAAAUCGUCUUUGUAGAGUGUCCAGCUGUCUCUUUGACAUCUCGAGGGCAGGACAAGCAGGAGGAAUUGCUCUUCCAUCCAAGAGGAUGGCGAAAAUUGCUGAGCCCACUGCCGACACUCGACGUAUGUCCGGCCACAGAAGUCGAAUUGAGUCUUGUUGUGCAAGGCAUCGCGCCGCUAGAAGUAACCUUCACUGAGAUCAGGACCGUCAACGGUAGACAAGAUGCGCAGCAGCGAACAAUAUCACACGUUCGCCCAUUAGGUGACGAAGAGCAAACUACCCGUUCCUGGGCCCAUGUCAGGCAAAUGGUACUUCCCUUGACCGUGCAGACGAAGCAUGCGGGAGUCUAUGAACUACAAGUCGAUCGCGUCAAGGACGGCUUCGGCAAUGUUGUGCAGGUCGAUGCACUUGCGAGCGCGGUUCAGCUGCAUUCACGUCAGUCUAUUACCGUGCACGGCCGGCCACGAGCACAGCUGCGCGGCUGCGAGCGGCCAUUUGUCAUACUCGAAGGAAAGCCACCCAAACAGCUCGGAGUCGCAAUUGACUUGGAUGAGCCAUUCUCGGCCGCUGUAUACUUUGAACCAGAGUCCUUUUCAACUGGUCAGGUCUCCACAUCUGACGUCACAGGCGCAGGUUCACGGCAGCCAGCAAUAUUCCAUGCCACAGAACCAGGUACGUACUCGAUCAAGAGCGUAAAUACCACAUUCUGUGACGGGUCGGUCGUCUCGCCAUGGACUUGCACUGUCACCAAGGUGCCCAAGCCCAAGGCAUCCAUCACACUCGACACCAUCGACGAUCAGUGCGCUGGCGCAGUAGGGGUCAAAGCACACGCUGACCUGGUGGGCACUCCGCCCUUCAAGCUCGAAUAUGAGGUGCAACUGAAUGGUCAUUCGGUGCGGCGAAUGUGGACCACGGAUCGCUCACGUGCAGAGCUCGAGUUCCCGCUGGAAAAGGAAGGGCGCGUGGAGUAUGGCUUCCUCAGCCUUGCCGACGCACAUUACCGCGAUCCCAUCCCACUCGAUGGACCUCGGAUACAAAGAAUCAUCCAUCCUCUGGCGUCUGCCUCUUUUGUCGGCCGCAGAGGCACAGUAGAGCCGGUCGUGGUGCGCAGUUGCUCUGGCGAUGUGGUCCAAGCCGAAAUCAUCUUGCAGGGCGUGGAACCUUUCGAGCUAUUCUACGAGGCGCGUACAGCUUACGGCCUAUCCACGCACUCAGCUUCUGCUCUCGCUUCAGGCCGGCACACACUCGACAUUCCCCUUGGCGACGACCUUUCCAAGAAAGGGGGCGCGAUGGUUGUCACGCUUACCAAGAUUCGCGACAGCCGUGGAUGUGAAAAGGACCUGUCGACGAAGGACCUGCGCGUGGAAGUCAAACGUCAUAAACCUACCGCGGCAUUCACGGCCAUCCAGGCGAGCGAGCGCCAGACUAAGCUCCUGGAAGGCUCAGAAGCCCGGCUUCCGAUCACGCUUACGGGCGAAGGUCCAUGGGAAGUCGUCUACACCAUGAAUGGGCAACGGGUUGAGACUACCGUCGCAAAGGCAGAUGCGGAGCUUACGGUGGAUCGACCUGGGCAAUACCGUUUACUCUCCAUCCACGAUAGUUCCUGCCCUGGCGACGUGGUCGAAUCACGUGCCGUCUGGGAUGUCUCGUGGAUCGAAAAACCGACAGUGCGCUUCGCAUCGGACGAGGGAUCGGUGCAGAGGAAUGGCUCGUUACUGCGAGCAGCUAUUUGCCGGGGCGUGCCAGACCACGUUGCAAUCCAGGCACAAGGCCAUUUCCCGGUGUCCCUGAUCUACGAAGGUCGCCUACCUGAAACACCCGGCCAUCGCCCUAUACUCCGAGAUUCGCUGACUGUGCCGCAAGAGUCCGCUUAUGUGCCGUUGCACACGGAUGAGCCUGGUUGGCACCGUUACUCGCUUAUUGGCGUUGGAGAUGCUCUCUACAGCAAUCAGGCAGGGAAAUACGGAACGCUAGAGCAAAUGGUGUUUGACAAUCCUUCAGCCACUUUUACCAGCACCAGCGCCUCAACUUUCUGCCUGCAUGACACGCUGACUUCAUCCGACAAGCCGCCCUCCUUGCAACUGCGCGGUCGGCCGCCGUUCACCGUCAAAGUCGAUGUGCAGAGUCCCUCUGCAACCAUUCAAUCAUUCUUGAUCGAUGGGAUACCGCAAGCUUCAGCCACGCUCGACCUUGCUCGGUUUGGGUUCGAAUUCAACCAGACUGGACGAUGGAGUGCUGCGAUCCGUUCCGUCCUUGAUGGCAACGGCUGCUGGACCGACUAUGAUACUCAUUCUGGUGAGGGCGAUGGGAGAAUCACAUUCGACGUCCUCGAGACGGCUGGCAUUGCAAGUGUUGGUGUCCGGGAUGAUUUUUGCGUAGGAGAAGCCAUAGAGUUCACUCUUCAGGGCUCUCCACCAUGGACGGUCGUUUACGGCUUCAAUGGACGCAACUCAUCCGCCAAGGUGCGCGAGUCGCUUUUCUCGCGCAUCGCUGAAAAGCCUGGUGUCUUGGAGAUCAAGAGCGUUGCGCACGGGGGAACCAGAUGCCGCCUAGAGAUACCAAACCCGGGGGCGAUGGGCCUUGUCAAGAGCCUUCAUGACCUGCCUUCUGUAAGGGUAGACGAGGGCAAGAAUUUCGUUCAAGACAUCGUUGAAGGCACACAAGCCGAGAUCAAGUUCCACUUCAGUGGCAAGCCCCCGUUCAGCUUUACAUACCACCGCACAGAGCCUGCCGACGCUGUCACAAAUCCACGUGUCUUGGACACACAGACGGUAACUGGUAUCCUCGAUCACGAAUACAGCAUCUAUACGUCAGAAGAGGGCACAUGGGGAGUAACGUGGUUGCAAGACCGCCAUUGUGCCGUCUCUAUCGACGGAAGUACGCGAAAGUCCCUUGGCAAGUCAAAGCUUGCCAUCUCUGCACCAUGA
Tilletiaria anomala UBC 951 is the source of this 3999-nucleotide messenger RNA. RefSeq lists its product as uncharacterized. Gene Ontology annotation, biological process: nuclear pore organization; protein import into nucleus. Lineage: Eukaryota; Fungi; Basidiomycota; Exobasidiomycetes; Georgefischeriales; Tilletiariaceae. The transcript is spliced from 5 exons. Gene Ontology annotation, cellular component: nuclear pore transmembrane ring. The record is from RefSeq and is a predicted model, not a curated record. Gene Ontology annotation, molecular function: structural constituent of nuclear pore. Bases 1 to 3999 code for a protein of 1332 amino acids.